Messenger RNA from Salmo salar (Atlantic salmon), 3179 nucleotides. Its product is annotated as tumor necrosis factor alpha-induced protein 8-like protein 3. Lineage: Eukaryota; Metazoa; Chordata; Actinopteri; Salmoniformes; Salmonidae. The record is from RefSeq and is a predicted model, not a curated record. Gene Ontology annotation, cellular component: cytoplasm. Gene Ontology annotation, biological process: regulation of apoptotic process.
GAGGGACGGGAGGAGGAAAGUAGAGGAGAGGAAGAGAGAUAUUGAAGGAGUCAGCACAGUUAGCGAGUGAGGGAGGGAGCCAGGGAGAAGAGAAAAAGAAAGAGUGGGAAAGAGGGAGCAAAAAAAUAAAGAGAAAAAGAGGUACAGCUCAGCAAAUCAGGCUUUCAGCCAGACAUAAUUCCCUACUCAGCUGCUGUGUUCUAGCCAGAGAGGAGAGUUUCACUGCCUCUGAAAAGUGAGAGAGAGCAACAAAAAAACGAGAGAAAGCGAGAGAGGGGAAAAAGCUAACUCGCUGUGGAAGAGAGGGAGAGAGAGAGAGAAAGAGAGAGAGCGAGAUCGGCUGAGACAGACAGAGAGAGAGAGAGAGAGAGAGAGAGAGAGAGAGAGAGAGAGAGAGAAAGAAUAAGAGGUUCUCUGUCCAGAGUUUAGGAGGAGAAAAUGGAUUCCGACUCGGGGGAGCAGAGUGAGGGGGAUCUCCCAGGCCAGGAGUGUUUCAACUCUCGCUCCCUGGCCCUCCAGGCACAGAAGAAGAUCCUAUCCAAGAUGGCGACCAUGGCGGUGGCCAACCUCCUGACGGACGACGUCAGCAGUGAGAUCCUGGACGAGCUGUACAAGGCCAGCCGGGAGUUCACUAAGAGUAAGAAGGAGGCCCACAAGAUCGUCAAAGACAUCAUCAAGAUCGCCCUGAAGAUCGGCAUCCUGUACCGCAACCACCAGUUCAGCCCAGACGAACUGGACACGGUCGAACGCUUCAAGAAGAAGAUGAACCAUGCGGCCAUGACGGCAGUCAGCUUCUACGAGGUGGAUUACACGUUCGACCACCACAUUCUGUCAGAGUUGCUGCUGGAAUGCCGGGAUCUUCUGCAUGCGCUGGUGGAGCAGCACCUGACCCUGCGGUCGCACACUCGCAUCGACCACGUGUUCAACCACUUUGCCCACGGGGAGUUCCUGGCCGAGCUGUACGGAGACAGAGAGGAGUACAGACUGUACCUGAGGAAGAUCUGCAAUGGGAUCAACAAACUGCUGGAUGAGGGAACGCUUUAACCUCUAACCCCUGAUCUCUCACCUCUCACCUUUAACCUGACAUUUCACCCUGUUCCUCCCUUCCUAUUACUCAAUCUCCAUGGUUGCGGCUCAAAAAUCCCCCCUUUCUCCUGAAGUGUGCACUUGUUCACUUCCCUUCAUGGAUUUGAAAGGAAAUGAUUGGUAUAUGGAACCUCCUUGUAGCCCAUGCUUACACUAAUCCAAUAUAUUUACAUUUGUGGGGAGUAGCAAAUGAGUGCACACUUCAGGAAGAAGGAGAGAUUAUUGGGACACACUCCUCCUCUUCCUCCGGUUUCUCCACAAAUCUGCUUUUCCUCCUCCUCUCAUUCCUUCUCUUUUUUUAAAUCCGCUCCUGGUCUGUUCUGUUCUACCUUUACCCUUCUUUUUCCUCCUGUUCUCCCACUUCCUCCUCUUUUCUCUCCUCCUCUCCCACUUCCUCCUCUCUUUUCUCUCCUCCUCUCCCACUUCCUCCUCUCUUUUCUCUCCUCCUCUCCCACUUUCUCCUCUCUUUUCUCUCCUCCUCUCCCACUUCCUCCUCUCUUUUCUCUCCUACCCUCAUCUCCCUGCUCCUCUUCUUUCCUGUCCUUGUUUCUCUCCGUAUUCUCCUGCUCCUCUUCUUUCCUCUCCUUGUUUCACUCCUUUUCUCUAUGGAGUUGCCAUGACAUUGAUGAACUUUAUGUAUAAUUCUAAGAUAUUUACCUGGUAUCACAGCUCUGUUCUGCGAGGUGUUUUCUCUACAUCCCUCUACAUCCCUCUCCCUCUCCCUCUCCCUCUCCCGCACCAUCCCCAAAGUUGGUAAGAGUGUGGCGCUAGCAAAUCCAUGGUAAUUGGUUCACUUCCCACAAGGAUCAUACACACAUAUUAAAGACAUAUUCACUCACACACUGUUCUGUUAGUGGCUUUGCAAAAAACAUCUGCUAAGUGACAGAUAUUAUGUCCUAAUAAAGUCUAGGAAGUCACUACAGGAGAGUGUGAAAGGGGGGGUGGAUCACCAGCGUAGCGUCUGAUAGGCUAUGACUGCGACUGGUCGUUCACAUAGCAACGCAGCCUACAUAAAACAACAAGACCCAUGAGAGACCUGUGAAUCAGAAGAGUUUUUUCCCUCUUUGGCAUUCAAGAUAUCCAAAAUCUGUGUUGAUUACGUGAUAGCAACAUUAUACAUACUGUAGUGUUCGUACUUAUAGCUUUACUGCUCUGAAUCAAGGCCAAAAAUAAUUAUGAUGUUUUGUAAAUACACUGUUUGUUCUCUCUCCUUUUGUCAUUAUUACUGUGUGUGGGCGUCAUGGUGUCUUAUAUCAGGACCUGGAGUUUUUCCUGACCAGGUGACCUUCAUUACAAGGAAAAACUCCUGAUCGUGUAGUUCUGCAUACUGUAUACAUCGUUAACCAAUCACAGCCAACCGUCACCAUUUCCUGCCAAAUACUAAGGCUGGGAUUCAAUCCUCCACGCACCCUAACAAUCUUUUAAAAAAGGAGGCCCACAAGAUGUUUACCAUGAAUACGAUCUCCGUGAAUGUCGGGGCAAAUGCCUUUAAAAGCUGCAUUGUUGGUUGUAUAGUGACCUGCGGUGUAGCACGCCACGGAUUGAGGCCAGGCCUAAAUGAAUCUUGCAGUUCUGACUGUUAAGGCCUUGAAGAUAACUCUGUCCCUAUGGUUUUCUCUGCAUUUUCCCUAUCGGGCAGUGUUUUGUGUGUGUAUGUGUGUGUGUGUGUAUGUACACAUUUUACUAUACUUGUGAGUACAAGAAUAGUAAACCAACUAAAAUUCAGGGAAGUGAGGAAAUAUUGCCGGUACUCACUUGCAAAAAUGCUUUUAAGGUUUAGGAAUUAGGUUAUGGGUUAGUGUUAGAAUUAGAAUUAGGGUUAGGGUUAGGGGUUAGGGGUGAAUGUUAGGAUAAGGAUUAGGGUUAGGUUUAGGGUUAAGGAAAAUAGGAUUAUGAAUCAAUUGUUGGUCCCCAAAAAGUUCUCACAAGUAUAGUAAGACAUACAGUAUGUGUGUGUGUGUGUGUGUGUGUGUGUGUGUGUGUGUGUGUGUGUGUGUGUGUGUGUGUGCUUGCUUGCGUGCGCAUCAUGUGUCUGUAUCCUCUUUGCCAGGGUGUAACACGUUUAUCUUUUAUUAAAGAUUCCUUAUAAAUCA